This is a messenger RNA of Aspergillus uvarum CBS 121591, 1897 nucleotides long. Its product is annotated as 2-(3-amino-3-carboxypropyl)histidine synthase subunit 1/2. The record is from RefSeq and is a predicted model, not a curated record. NCBI's taxonomy places the organism in Eukaryota, Fungi, Ascomycota, Eurotiomycetes, Eurotiales, Aspergillaceae. The transcript has a single exon. Bases 96 to 1787 code for a protein of 563 amino acids. Gene Ontology annotation, molecular function: 2-(3-amino-3-carboxypropyl)histidine synthase activity. Gene Ontology annotation, biological process: protein histidyl modification to diphthamide.
UUUCCCCUCCCACCACUUUCACCAACACCAUUCUCAAUUGCCGGCCCUGGGCUGCUCACGAUCCUACCAAACUUUGCUCUACCAUAUCCCUCACCAUGGCUAACGAAAUGGAGGCAGCCCCCGUCCUCUCCACCCCCGAUGAUCGCAUCCUGGAAUCCACCGACCCGGUUACGUCUCAGGCACCGAGCCGCACGCUCUCCGACGAGGAGCUCUCGAUUACCUAUGACAUCGAACGCACGCUGCAAGAGAUCCGCCAGGCACGGUAUAAGCGCAUUGCGCUCCAAUUCCCAGAUGACAUGCUCCCCGAUGCUCCCCGGGUGUUCCAGCUCCUCAGCCGCGGCCUGGACGUCACCGAUGCCCCGCAACCACACAGCAGCGGGCAGAGCAGCACCGACGGUGCCGAACAGCUAGCGGACUCGGUCAGGCAGCUCAAGGCCGAUGCGAUGCCCGCACCUGCCCCGAAACUAUAUAUUUUGGCGGAUACCUCCUACGGUACAUGCUGCGUGGACGAGGUGGCCGCGGAGCAUGUGGAUGCGGACGUUGUCGUGCACUACGGCCGGUCAUGUCUGUCCCCCACAGCCCGACUGCCGGUCAUCUACGUUUUCACACAGAAGCCUCUGCCUCUCGAGCCCGUGGUUCGCGCAUUUAAGGAGACCUACCCUGACCCUGAAACCAAGGUCAUUUUGGCGGCUGAUGUGACCUACUCGAACCAUGUCCCGACCGUCUACGCGCGUCUCGUCGCGGAGGGCUAUACCAACCUGUUCGCCACGGAUAUCGUCCACAACCCUUCCUCUGCUAUUCCCAACCGCACCGUCCCGGAAUCCGUCCAAGAGACCCCGGAGUCCCUUUCUGACUGGCAACUCUUCCACAUUUCCGACCCACCCACGGCCCUACUCCUGACCCUUGCGUCUCGCGUCGCCGCCAUACAUAUCUAUCCCACCGAGGACGUGACCAAGGAGAAUGUGAAGCCGCUACCUGCGUCCACGGCGGCUGCACUGCGUCGCCGGUAUGCCAUUCUGACCUCUCUCAACACCGUGCCCAUCUUCGGCAUCCUCGUCAACACGCUGAGUGUGAAGAACUACCUGCACAUCGUGGAGCAUGUGCGGGAUCGGAUCGCGGCCGCCGGAAAGAAGAGCUACCUGUUUGUGGUGGGCAAGCUCAACGCGGCCAAGGUGGCCAACUUCAGCGAGAUCGGCGGAUGGGUGGUGAUCGGAUGCUGGGAAAGCUCUCUAGUCGACAGCAAGGAUUUCUGGAAGCCGGUGAUCACUCCCUCGGAGCUGGAGCUCACGCUCCAGGGCGAUACCGAGCGGGUGUGGACUGGCGCCUGGCGGAGUGACUUCCAGAGCGUCCUCGAUCAAUCCCAGGAAGAGGCGGAGAAUGCGGACCCCGCGGCGGACGAGGCCGGAGAGAUGUCGGAGCCCGAGUCCGCCCCCCCGGAAUUCGACCUGCGCACCGGUCGGUAUGUCUCGCACUCCCGGCCCAUGCGGAAUGCUGCUGCACCCCGCGUUUCCGCUUCAUCAGCAGCAGAGGAGGCCGUAUCGGCCGCUAGUGGGCCGUCGGCCGCGCGCGCCUUAGCGAGGCGAGCCAAGGGCGAUAUUGCCAUGAUCGGCGGGACGUUCUCGCCAGGGGCGGAGUUCUUGCAAUCCCAGCGGACGUGGAAGGGUCUGGGAAGUGAUUUCGACAUCCAAUACGAGGAGGAAGAUGCGCCGGACAGCACGCUGGUGGUGGAAGGGCGCAAGGGAAUCGCAAGGGGAUAUACGGUGGGCGAGGAUGGUGAUCGACACUAGGAUAGAUAGUUAGACUUCUUGUGCCCUGGGCGGUGCACUCAAAUCAAGUUUUUUUCUUGUUGACUGGCUGUUGCGCUGGGCCGGUAGACAAUCCGGAUGUGACUGGUCAA